AUGAAGGGCCAAGCAAUAGCAGAUCAUCUAGCAGAGUUCCCGAUCGAUGAUGACACACCGAUUAACCCUGACCUUCCAGACGAAGGGAUCCUCCAAGCGACAGUCGAACUCAAGGUCAAGGAGCUGGAAGUGUUUGGCGAUUCCAUGCUCACAAUCUUUCAGACGAUUAAGCAGUGGAAGACAAAGGAUUGGAAGCUGGUGCCGUAUCACGAGUAUCUCGAAGAGUUACUAGAGAACUUUGAGAAUAUCCCAUUUAUGUACACACUGCGCAUGAAGAACCAGUUUGCCGAUGCACUCGCAACGCUCGCAUCCAAGAUGAGCAUUAUGAAAGAAAAUCUCAUUGAUUCCCUCGAGUUUGAGAUUGCCGAGGGCCCUGCCCACUGUGAUGUGAUUGAAGCCAUUGAUGGCAAGCCUUGGUAUGCGGAUAUCAAGCAUUUAUUGCAAAUUGGUCAAUUCCCUACAUUCACUGAUCGUCUUGACUGA
Messenger RNA from Punica granatum (pomegranate), 483 nucleotides. NCBI's taxonomy places the organism in Eukaryota, Viridiplantae, Streptophyta, Magnoliopsida, Myrtales, Lythraceae. The record is from RefSeq and is a predicted model, not a curated record.